CAGUUUCCAAUAUUUGGGCUUACAAGUGGGGCCUCCAAGUACUGUGAAGACAGAACUAGUCAUUAUGAGAGACCCGGAUAAUCUAAUGCUGAGGCAUGUACUGCUUAGUAUAGCAAAAGCCAUCGUGUUCUAUGUCUGCCCCCUAUCUCAGAUAGUUGCUGUCAUAUGACACCCAAUCAUCAACACAGAAAAUCAACUUGACUCAGAGGAAAGUCAUGAUGUCCACAUCCUGUUCUGUUCUGUUCAAUGUUUGUUAAUCUUACAAUGGUCCAUAAACCCUUCCAUGGGACCCCUCAAAUUAAGGGUCAAUAUGCACUGUUAUAUCUAAAAUGGCUUGAUCAGAACUGACCACUGGAUAGUUCCUUAACUUUAAAAGAACUAAUUGUGCUUUUUCAUUUGUUUUUGUUUUUUGGUUUUUUUUUUUUUUGGUGUUUGGUUCUUGGUUUUUUUUUUUUUUUUUUGGUCUUUAUACCUUAACAAAGAUUGAUAUUGGGGGCCCUAGUUCAACCCCCAAAACUUGAGCUAUGGUUCUGAUCAAUCAACUUAGGGUCUGCAUUUAACGAAUGGUUCAUAUUUGACUGAGAUUGUUUUUUGUGUGGUUUGUGGGGCCAAUCAUGAACCCAAAUACAAGAUGCUAGGCCCUUGCUCUGUAAACUAACCUAUGUCUAUUGUAUUUCCCUAUAUCUUCUGUCUGCACAUCUGCACCUCUGUUGAAUAUACUAUUUACUUCAUACAGAAUCUCAUGGUAUCUCUCAGAGAGGGCUGUAAGCAAUACUGCUGGGUGAGUUUGCUGCAGUGAGGAAAGCCCCCCCCACCCCCCACCCCCCCACCCCCGCACAAUCUGAGGGCCUCUCAUUGGUGGCUCCAAUAUUUCAGUUUCCUCUGCCAACAGAUCUCUAGACUGUUGUCAGAAGCAUGAUGACUGCAUGAUGACUGCAUGUCUCCCUCCUAAGGGAUCUUGGGGCAAAUUUAAAUGCUAAGCACAAAGCUUCAUGAGUGUGGCCCCUAACACACACCCACACUGCAACUGGCCCUGCAGGCACAGCCUGGAUGAGAUUUCAUGCACCUGUACAUGAUGAGACAGGAGUAGAUUUUGGCUGCAUAUUCGUACUGGUAUGAUUUCUCAGUAGUUUUUUAAUGGUUCAUAUUGCUGAUUGAGGAAAAUUUAAGGUAGGAUGAGACAUUUCUGAGAGGGGUUUGGAAAGGAAACACAGAGUUAGAUACAUAGGAAUUACUUAGGUGUUGCCAAUCAAGCCUAGAGCAAACCCUGGCUUUGGAAGGAGGAUGUGCUCAAUGGCUAUGCCCCAGGAAAGGGCAGCUCAGCUUCCUGUCAGUACAGGGAGAACAUUAGCAGGGAACCAAAGGCUGUAUGUAGUCCAUGAUAUCAGCAGUCCCUUCCUGGACAUUCUAUUGUCUCCUGGAGAGUUCUUAGCAACCUCUGUGAUGUCACCAGUGUUGUAGUGACAACAAACUCACUGAGAUUUCUCAGUCAGAGGCUGGACAUUGCAGUGAUGGCCUUGUUUGCCCAACUCUGCAGACUUUUUCAGAGAGCCAAUGUGGAUGGGAGAGAGACCAGAGAGGGGAGGAAGGAUGCUGACCUUCCAUCUGAGAGUAAUGAAGGACGAAGGAGGUGGACUUGGCGAAUGUGGAUGGCUCUCAGACAGACAUCAUCCCCUGUACCUGUCAUAAGCAAGAAGCAGUUUGAGAAGGAAGAGAAAAAGCUGAUCAAAGAGAUCCAGCUCACUACCGAGGAGACAAAUGAGCUGAGAGAUCGCCUGAUCUACGUGACCGAGGGAUCCAUGAACAAGAGUAACCUGCACAGCCGGCUCCUGAUGGAGGAGAAUCUUAUAAAGAAGAAGUCUAUGACAUUGCAGCAGGAGAGCAAGGAAGUACAGGCUGAUUGGGCCAUCAUUCACCAACGUUUGGUGGAAUUGAACCUGAGUGGUAAAGACGAACAGGAGGAGAACAGCAAUCUUGAGACUCCAGAAUAUCAGGUCUCAGAAACUGCAAGAGAGCUGGGAUUGGCCACAGCUGAAGAAGACAGCAUCCUGCAGAAUGAGUUGCCAGGCCAGGAGGCCCCUGCUGAGCACCAUCUCCAGCACCCACAAUCUUCCUCGGAUGAAUCUUCUUCCAUAUAAUUCAUUUUCUUAGGGUGAAUAGGCCUUUACUAGGAAGCCAUGGCUGAUUCAGGGCAUUGUUCCCUUUUCUCUUCAGACAACAACUCUUGGCAGAGAACUGAGGUGACUGCACUGCCACCAAGUGUCCAAGAGGAGCAGCAGGCUGGAGGGCUGUGCUGCUAAAAGUGCAGAAAAAGCUGAACAAUAAUUUUCUGUUUGGUUUUUGUUCUUUGAGUGUUGAUAUGUUAUUUAGAAGUUAUAUGUUCUUGUUCUUGUAUUUCAUUG
Molecule: messenger RNA, 2402 nt
Organism: Mus musculus (house mouse)
Lineage: Eukaryota; Metazoa; Chordata; Mammalia; Rodentia; Muridae
Gene: Speer4c1
Product: spermatogenesis associated glutamate (E)-rich protein 4C1
Exons: 4
Coding region: 1512-2138 (208 amino acids)
Source: RefSeq, a predicted model, not a curated record